Molecule: messenger RNA, 5028 nt
Organism: Anastrepha obliqua
Lineage: Eukaryota; Metazoa; Arthropoda; Insecta; Diptera; Tephritidae
Gene: syd
Product: JNK-interacting protein 3
Exons: 17
Coding region: 667-4362 (1231 amino acids)
Biological process (GO): vesicle-mediated transport
Cellular component (GO): cytoplasm
Molecular function (GO): kinesin binding; MAP kinase scaffold activity; JUN kinase binding
Source: RefSeq, a predicted model, not a curated record
UUUUCAUGCUGGCGAGUUGUAUCAGACGAAAUUGGUCGAUAUAAAAUUCGCAAUUACGGAACAAAAAUGAAAAUUAUUUCAAAAACACAUACAUUUUUUAAUAAAUGAGUAUGGAAGAAUAAAAAUGUGAAAAGUGAAGUUCAUAGUGAUUGUACCAUAUUGCAAUAAAUCUAGUCAAAUAAUAGUGACAAUCAGAGGGAAGGCGUUUAUAUGUAUAUAUGUGUUCGCAGUCUAAAUUCAUUCAUCAAUAGAAAAAGAAAAUCGCAAAAGUGAAAUGAAAAAAAGUGAUAACUAAUUAGAAAAACAUAUGUAUAUCAAAAAUAUAAGUGUACUAUGUGUUUAAUAAUAAAUCGAAAGAAAUUAAUGAAAAUAUUUUAAAGUGUAAAAAAUCGACGUUGUGGGUGGUGGAUCCCAGGCUGGUUGUUGGAAAGGGCGACGACGUAGGAGAAGUAGUCCAUAGUGUGAGUAGCCUUUUUCGCCACUUUCCCCCGCCCACACCCCUUCGAAUUACAGCAAUCCUAUAACAAGUGGCACGUCAUCGUAUGGGGAGUAGUUCUCCUUCGAUUUAACCAAGUAUGUUAAAAAAGUGUUGGUAAAAAAUCACACAAGUAGACAGUGCGCGUGAAUUGGAAUUAGAAUAAAAAAUACAAAUAAUCAAGAGUAACAAUGGACGACGACACAAUGCUCAACAACCACGGACCUCAGCCUGGAGCUGAGACGGUUUAUGGCACCGAGGACAACAAUAUGGUCAUGUCAGAGAAGAAUGAUCAGGUUGUGAGCAUCGUACAACAAUUAGCUGGUAGUAUCUAUCAAGAAUUCGAACGCAUGAUCAAUCGUUAUGAUGAAGAUGUGGUUAAGAAUCUUAUGCCAUUGCUGGUGAAUGUUUUGGAAUGUCUGGAUGCAUCGUAUCGCAUUAACCAGGAGCAAGAUGUUGAAUUGGAGUUGCUGCGCGAGGACAAUGAACAGCUGGUCACACAGUAUGAACGCGAGAAGAGUGCACGCAAACAAUCGGAGCAGAAGUUGUUGGAAGCCGAGGAUGUUGCCGAGCAGGAAAAUAAGGACCUCGCAAGUCGUUUGGAGUCAUUGGAGAGCAUCGUGCGCAUGCUUGAAUUGAAGCAUAAGAACAGUCUGGAACAUGCGAAUCGAUUGGAAGAGCGCGAAACCGAAUUGAAGAAGGAGUAUAAUAAAUUGCAUGACCGUUACACGGAGCUUUUCAAAAAUCACGUUGACUAUAUGGAACGCACCAAAAUGCUCAUGGGCUCCACCCACUCACAAAUGAGUUCUGCUUCGGAGCGAUUGGAAGUGAAUAGAGCCAGGUUAAAUCCGAUUGCUCGGUCGUCCGGUCCAGUAUCUUAUGGCUUUGCGUCACUCGAAAACUCGGUCAUGUUAGAUACAGAGACAAUCUGUAGUGUAGGCAGCAACUCAGAUGAUUCGGGGCCACCGUCGUUACAAAACGAAUUGGAUAGUCUGCAGACAGUGGAGCGUGCAGCUGAGACAGAUACUCUGCAACAGCAGAAUCAGGCCACAUCACCACAAAGUGAUACGAGUCCCAUUGUGCCAAAUGCACCAUCCAAUGUUGGGCGUUCAACAACCAAAAAGGAGCAACGCUCAGCUAAUACCCUAUAUCAAGAGUUGUCAUUUCAAGACAAUGAAGAGAGUGAAGAGCAUGAAGUUGUUACAGGAAGCUGGGUGCAUCCUGGAGAAUAUGCUUCUUCCGCUAACGACAACUAUUUUGGCAUGGGCAAGGAGGUGGAGAAUCUCAUCAUGGAAAAUAAUGAACUUUUGGCAACGAAAAAUGCUUUGAACAUCGUUAAGGAUGAUUUGAUUGCCAAAGUGGACGAGCUUACUGGCGAGAUUGAAAUAUUGCGUGAAGAAUUAAAUGCAAUGCAGCAAUCGCGUAACAAGUUGCGUCAAAAGGUGAGCGAGCUGGAGGAGGAGCUGAAAAAGACAAAGGAACAAGUCAAGCAACAGAAUGACAGCGAACAGGACGAGAAUGAUGUGCCAUUGGCUCAGCGCAAACGUUUUACACGCGUGGAAAUGGCAAUGGUUUUAAUGGAGCGCAAUCAAUACAAAGAGCGUCUGAUGGAGUUGCAAGAAGCUGUACGUUUAACCGAGAUUUUACGCGCCUCACGCACCGUCGACAAUUUGGAUAAAAAGUCGAAGCAAAGCAUUUGGAAAUAUUUUAGCAGCUUAUUUACACCCUCCAAUCGUCCACAGGAACGCGGCGCUGACGGACAAGGAGGAGGGCCUAUGUUUCGUUACUCCAGUCCAGUACACAGCCACGGAUCCCCCAGUCGAAAUAGCGACAAUCGCCUUGCCUUAACUGGCGCUCGAGACAAUGCAAAUCCGCCACCACACCCCGCGAGUGCGGGUCUGGCAAAUGCCUUAAUCAUGGCGAAAGACUACUCUGAGGAGGGUACAUCUGAACGUGCCAGCGCCCGGCGGCGUGAACAAUAUCGACAGUUGCGUGCUCAUGUCCAGAAGGAGGAUGGCCGCUUGCAGGCUUAUGGUUGGAGUUUGCCCAUAAAUAAGACGAAUCAAGAACAACAAAAUCGCCAUUCAGGUGGUGUACCCGUGCCCGUCUAUUGUAAUCCAUUGGCGGAGGCGUCACCGCACAUGAAAGUGUUCUGUGCUGCAGGUGUGAAUUUAAACGGCGGUUUCACCAAAGAUGGUCACUCGGUUAUACCGGCAACUUCACCGUAUGCACCCCGUUCCACGGCUAAAAUCGCCGAGAUUACCAGUCCGACGGCGGAGCAUUCAGCUGAAGCGCUUGAUCGGCAGAUAAAUCGUGCGAGUUUGGCCAACUUAGAGCCGGAAACUCAGUUGUCGUCAUACGUUUGGAUCUGCACAAGUACACAUGCGGCAAGCACAGUAACAGUGGUGGAUGCCAACCAGUCGGCGACUGUGUUAGAUGCUUUUCCCAUCUGUGCGUCACACAUGCUUUGUAUUGCUUCUGUUCAAGGUGCCGUGGAAAAAGACUACGCUUUGCUAGAGAACUCUGAAGUGGUAAAGGCCGGUGAAAUGUUAGAGCGCCCGGGUGAAGGUACUGAAUCUUUCGGCAAGGUUGACUUCGUGCGCGUGCGUCCGAAGGCUGAUAAAAACAGUAAUACCAGCAAUAAUGCUAAAACGGAUGAGCAGGCUCAAGAAGUGAUAGCUAUUGAAACCGCUGCUGUGGAAGAGAAUGCAAAGGAGGCUGUUGAAAAAACAGCAGGUGGCUCGAAGAAUGUGUCUAGCGAGCCAUUGGGCAAUAUACAAGAGAUUAAGGUACGACAGGCGCUGCCAGGUGCACCGCAGCGUUUGCAGGACGACGGGAGUGUGAUCAGUACCAAGGCGAACAUCAACAACAAUAACUUUCAACCGUCUUUCUCGAAGCCCAUCAACCCUAUUCUAGGCACGAAAAAUCGUCAAGAGCCUCCAAUGAGUUCUGUGGGGCCGACUAUGUGGAUGGGCGAUCAGGAAGGUUGGCUGUACGUGCAUAGUGCUGUAGGUCGCUGGCAUGAGUGCUUACACAAGGUUCUCCUGCCCGAUGCGGUUCUAGCGAUAGUGCAAGUGGAAUCGCGCGUUGUUGUAGCCCUAGCCAAUGCUCAACUGGCAGUGUUUCGCCGUCAAACAGACGGUCAAUGGGAUCUGAAUAGUUAUCACCUGGUAACGCUGGGUGAUCGUAAUCAUUCGAUACGUUGCCUCUGUGUGGCCGGCGAACGCAUUUGGGCCGCUCACCGCAACAAGAUUUAUAUUGUUGAUCCGAUCUCACUGAGCAUAGUCCACUCGCUGGAAGCGCAUCCGCGUAAGGAGAGUCAAGUGCGACAAAUGGCUGCUACCGGAUCUGGUGUCUGGGUCUCCAUACGUUUGGACUCCACCUUGCGGCUGUACAAUUCGUACACUUUUGAGCAUAAACAAGACGUGGACAUCGAGCCAUACGUUUCAAAGAUGUUGGGCACUGGAAAAUUAGGAUUCUCUUUUGUACGCAUUACCGCAUUGAUGGUGUCAUGUAAUCGCUUGUGGAUUGGUACCAGCAACGGUGUCAUUAUUUCGGUGCCAUUGUCAGAGAGUCAAGGCAAAUCAUCUGACCCCAACACUCAAAUACCGUUAUGUUGUAUGGCAAAUGCCCAACUAUCCUUCCACGGCCAUCGUGAUGCGGUGAAGUUCUUUGUAUCCGUGCCAAUGCAGUCACAAAAUGGCGGCCAACUGCAAUUCACCAACAAACGGCCGGAUAUGCUAGUCAUGUGUGGUGGCGAAGGCUACAUCGAUUUCCGCAUCAAUGAUAAUGACAUGGAGAACAGUAUUCAACUGGAGGCAAAUCAAACGAUUGAGAAUCGCGGCGACAAGAGUUAUUUAAUUGUGUGGCAUGUUAGUCAACGCUAGUUUUUAAGGUCGUACACUCUUACGAAGAGUAGCUAAUGGGUACUUUGUUAGAUUUUUUAUUUAGAUGGUUGCAAGCAAUCGGAGGCAGGAUAAAUAGCAAUUAGUUUCUAACUAAAUGUACGCAAAUGAUAAUCCCAGUUAAAGAAUUAAAGCAUAGUAGAAAUAAUGAGGAUGAGAAUAAAAACGAUUUAUGAACGCAGUUACUUUGGAGAUUGUAUUCAAAAUGUGGUUUGUAUUUAGCUUUGCCACAAUUAGCAUUUUAGCUUCGCACUUUGUAUUAACUUAAAGGAAAUGUGCGCACUUUUCGGAGACAAUGCUUUCAGUUUGUAAAGAAUAAGGAGGAAUGUGUAAUUGUAGCUUAAGCUUUACGUGCAGUGAUAAAACUCAAACCGGUCGAGUAAACAAUAUUUUAAAAACAAAAAACAAAAAAACUAACCAAAAAGACGUUUAAACGUUUUAUUAAUUACAUAAUUAGUACGUAGGCACAUUAAAACCUCAACCAAAUAUGACAUAAAAUACCGCAGUAGAAAGAUAUAUAUUAAUCAAAUAAAAAUGAAUAGUUUAGUCCUAUCCGUAUAAAUAUAUUAUGUAUUAAUGUUUUUCUGCUAAAAACAAAAAUAAAAAAUAAAUAAAAUUUAUAGUGGCAACGUGUUCAGAACUUCUAAA